AUGUCGAUAUGUGGCGCACAUUGCACACAGGAGACCUCACCUUACACACACGGCGGUUCUCCAACAAACCCACCAGCCUGUCCGCUGAAAUCCGCGGAGGUGUCGCCUUCACUGCGGGAGGGGAAGGGUGGGAAUGCGGAGCAGGCACAAAUGGCCCCGCCGCCCCCCCACGCGCUUGCCGACCCGGCCAUUGAUCGAUCCGCUGAACCCAACAUCACGGCUUCGCUCAACGAACGGGUCGUCAACCGACGAUCCGACGCCAUCGUGGGCACCAAAGUGGAUCCCGCCCACCCCGCCUCAGCGGGGGGAGAAAAGGUUGAGGGAAGUUCACCGCCAGCCCCAUCCACAGAAAGGGGGUUCAUCUCCUACAAUGACAUCUCGCUUCGCCCUGGCAUUGAGCGGGUCUUCUUCCCUGACAGCGUGUAUACGGGGACGCUCGACGUCGACGGCAACCUCUCGGGCAUCGGCAAGGCUGAGUGGAAGUGUGGUGACACCUACGAAGGGGAGUGGCUCUGCGGUCGCAUGCAUGGGAGUGGAAUGUACACCUGGGCCGACGGUGAUUACUACGAAGGGCAAUACGUGCACGGGUAUAUGUGCGGCUUUGGUGAGAUGAAGGAUGCCGGAAGUGUUUACAAGGGAGACUGGGUAGAGGACAUGCGGGAGGGCAUGGGUCGGAUGGUUUACGCGAAUAACGACGUGUAUGAGGGUGAAUGGCUUGGUGGAAUGCGGCACGGUCGCGGUAAACUUGUGGAAUCCAACGGGAACGUGUACGAAGGGGAAUUUGUGCGUAAUGAAAAGGAAGGAAAGGGUAUUCUUACUAAAAAAAACGGAGAUGUCUAUGAAGGCGACUUUAUGAUGGGUAUGUUCAACGGCAGCGGUAUGUACAUGUGGGCAGACGGGGUUAAGUAUAUCGGGUACUUCAAAAACGGUUUAAGACAUGGUGAAGGCCGCGAGUGGCAUCCCGAUGGCAAAUGGAUUUUCGCAAAUUUCAUAAACGGUAAUAUUAGUCAACAAUAUGAAGCUUUUCAGGAUUCUGAUGCGGAGGACUUUGAGAAGCCGGAGCCGCCGGACAAUCUAGAAAUCGCUCUUGAGCCGCUUAACCCAAAGCAGUUGCGUCAGCUCGUCAGUGCCGGGACAAAGAAAACAGAUAGAAAUUUUGGUAUCGAUAGUAAUAAUGAUUUUAAUAAAACUGCACCAAACAAUGUGAACCCUGAUAGCAACACCAAAGCGAUUAUAUCUAUUUCUGAUGAACAGAAUGCAGUGCAGGAUAAGGUGCAACGACAAAACACAAAGGCAGAGGAAGACACGAUUGUGUAUCGCAAUACCGAGGAAAUAAAAAAAGAGGUGGGUGUGAAAGACUUGAAGCAGGAGCAUACUUCUCGUGAGUCAAGACCGCACUCGCCCCUCGUGUUUCCCCAGGAUAUUUCGUUGCCUGUAUUUGCUCCAUGUUCUUCUGUAAGUAAUAGCGACCACAUGAAUUUGGGGGUCUCCAUUACGUCCAUGUCCUUCGGGCUGCCUCUCAGACAAAGGCCCCUUUCCGAUAAAAAUCUUCAAGACUGGAGGCAGGUGAAAAUUAUCGGCAAGGGGAGCUUCGGCAGUGUUUAUGAAGCGCUCCUUACCUGUGGGCGGACUGUGUGUUGUAAAGUCGUUCAUCUUGGCAACGCGGCUACUCGGGAAGAUCUUCUCAAGCUGAAGAAUGAAAUAUCCCUCAUGAAGCGAUUGUACCACACGAACAUUGUUCAGUACUACGGGUGCUUAAAGAACAAAAGUGACAACACGCUAAACAUCUUCAUGGAGUUUGUCAGCGGCGGGUCGCUAAGCAGCUUUGUGAAGAAGUUUAAGAAAAUUCCUUACGAGACAAUGCGGCAGUGGACAUAUCAAAUGGUCUGCGGGGUGCGCUACUUGCAUAGUUGUGGCAUCGUUCAUCGCGACAUCAAGGGCGACAAUGUACUGGUGUCCUUAGAGGGGAUCGUCAAGCUCGCUGACUUUGGCUGUAGCAAACACAUCGACGUGUAUAACUCGAAGGAUGGCUGUGCGACAAUGGUAGGGACACCGUAUUGGAUGGCGCCGGAGGUGAUCAAGUGCGACGCGCGCGGCUAUGGCACCAAGAGCGAUAUCUGGUCCAUCGGCUGCACAAUUGUCGAAAUGCUUACAGGAAGGCCACCGUGGCCGGAGUGCAACUCUGUGUGGGCUGCCGUAUAUAAGAUCGCGAACUCUACUGGCCUGCCGACGGAGAUUCCAAGGGAUAUUGAUCCGAAGUUGAUGGACUUAUUAGAGAAGUGCUUUGAACGAGACCCACAAAAGAGACCUUCUGCAGAGGAGCUGUUGGAUCACCCUUUUCUAUCUGAAGUAGCAAAAGAUUCAGGGCACAGUAGCAACGAGUCUAAAUAA
This is a messenger RNA of Phytomonas sp. EM1, 2391 nucleotides long. The record is from the annotation of a GenBank genome assembly. Lineage: Eukaryota; Euglenozoa; Kinetoplastea; Trypanosomatida; Trypanosomatidae.